AGAUCGAUAGACAGGGAUCCAUGCACACGCCAUGUUCCGGGCGAGCCGCUUCACGUGGUCGGCCGCCGCUCGCGCUCGGCUCGCCGUGGUUGACUGCUACCUUGGGAGUAGCUAGCUAGCUACGCGGCGGUUGUUGGCCGCUGGAAUCUGUUUAGGUGCUAACCUUAGGUUACGCAUUGAAAUAUACCUAUUAUACGCAUGAGUGAGACUGAGACAGGGCGGCGGCCGGCGCAGCAAUGGGGAAGGCGGCGAGGUGGCUGAGGUCCUUCCUGGGCGCCGGCGGGAAGAAGGAUUCCAAGAGGGACAGCAGGGCGACGACGCACGCCGAGGCGCCGUUGCCGGGAGCGACCCCGAAGGAGAAGAUCAGGUGGAGCUUCCGGCGGCCCGUGGUGCUGCCAGCGGCAGCCGAGCAACUGGCCGCCAGUGCCGCCGUAGGCGCGUCCCGGCCACGGCCGGCGCCGGAGCCGGAGACGGUGGUACUGUUCGAUCAGAAGAAGCACGCCGCGGCAGACGUGGCGGCGGCCACGGUUGUGCGUCUCUCCUCUCGCAGCAAGGCGCCGCCGCCUGCGAGCAUCAUCCUCGCCGAGGCGGCGGCGGCUGUCAGGAUCCAGGCAACAUUCAGAGGCUAUCUGGCAAGGACGGCGCUGUGCGCGCUGCGGGGCAUAGUGAAGCUGCAAGCCGUGGUGCGAGGGCAGCUGGUGAGGAAGCAGGCCAAGGCGACGCUCCGGUGCAUGCAGGCUCUCCUGGCGGCGCAGUCCCAGCUGCGCGCGCACCGGAUGCGCUUCCUCCAGAUCCAAGUCCCAGACCAGCCGCCACCGCCCAGCAGGCCGCGGCACCACCCCAGGCACCGCAGACCCUCCUACGAAACGAACAUGAGGUCGUGCGAGGAGAACGCCAAGGCCGUGGAGACGGACUACAGCGGCGGCAAGGGCGACAGGCAAAGGCAGUGCUCGCCGGCGCCGUCGUCGGGGAUGACGACGGAGCUGAGCCCGACGAUGGCGAGCAGCUGGCACCUGGAUGCGUCCAGCAGCCCACAGUCCCAGAACGUGUCGGCGGGCGCGGACCCGCCGAGCUACAUGGGGAACACGGAGUCGUCGAGGGCCAAGGCGCGGUCGCAGAGCGCGCCCAGGCAGCGCGCCAUGGCCAUGGACGCGCACGCGCACGCGCAGCUGGAGCGGCAGCCGAGCGGCAGGAGGAAGGGCGCCGAGCACAGGAGCGUGCCCAGGGGCGCCAGGAUGCAGCGCUCCUCCUCCCAGCAGCAGCAGCAGCAGUCCGGCAGCUCCUCGUUCUUCCGGCCAUGGUCGUCGUCGGUGAAGCUGGACUCGUCUAGCGCCUCGCUCAGGGACAGGGACAGGGACAGGGACAGCGAGUGCGGGUCCACCACCAGCUCCGUCCUCACCGCCGCCACCACCGUCUACAGCCGGACCCGCUCGCUCGUCGGACUCGAGGUACGCAGGGGCCUGUACUGAUUGAUUAUACUGCCAACGGUAUCAAGAUUCAGGAAGCCACAACUACUCCGUACUAUACUAUCCGGAAGAAGAAUCGUAGGGCGGGAAUUCUUCGUUUGUUCCGGGUUUGAUGGUCUCAUUGAAUUGCUGAUGGGAAAUUAGCUGAGUUUUAGUUGAGAGUGCUGUAUGUACAUACAUACUACGGGCAAGUCAAGUGUACAUUUUAUAUAGGGCAUUGAGUUGUGAUGAUUCUUGCAAAUGUGUUGAUGUAAGAGAAUUACCACAUCAGUAAUAGUGGAGUGUAGUAUCGCAAAGGGUUGUACUAGUUGCACAGUGUAAUAAGCUCGGGAUUGAGCGAUCAAUAGUUUCAGCACGGCUUCUUCUGAUUC
This is a messenger RNA of Brachypodium distachyon (stiff brome), 1837 nucleotides long. RefSeq names its product protein IQ-DOMAIN 1. The transcript has 4 exons. The record is from RefSeq and is a predicted model, not a curated record. Bases 237 to 1469 code for a protein of 410 amino acids. NCBI's taxonomy places the organism in Eukaryota, Viridiplantae, Streptophyta, Magnoliopsida, Poales, Poaceae. Gene Ontology annotation, molecular function: protein binding.